ACAGGAGUAUCGAAGCACACAAGAGUCUCAAACUCCCUGCGGCAGCCAAGACUUCAUCACAGGCCAAACCAGAGCCCAAAAAAAUGUCCAAAGCGGAAAAGAAGGCCGCGAAAUUGGCCGGGGUGCGGAAAAUGGAUGUGGACCCCAGAGACGCCGUACGCACACCUGGGCCUGAGCGAACGUCACCCGCGACUAUGGACGCCUCGGCAGAGACCGAGUACAUGAUCGACGUAUUUGGACAUAUCAAAGCAAUGUUUGAGACAGCCACAGCCUCCGCCUUCCCGUUGCUUGCGAACUCACCCGUUGCGUUAGUACUAUCAACGAAACCAGGCGCACACUACCAGAACAACAGCGCAAUGUCUCUGUACUCUAAGAGUAAAGACUUCCCUGCUGACCAGUUUCCCGCAGAUUCGCCUAUGGACGCAGCUAUGCGUCUGUGUGAGCACUUGCCGUCGUCAGAUGUCGUGGAGAAGGCAGAGGCUGUGAAGGGCUCGACCAUCGCCGUGAUCGUCAGCACAAAAUAUCUCACGCGACAAAUGAACCUGCUGUUCCAAUUGGGCGCCAGACCCCCCAAGGUCAAGGAGGAGGUAGUUGUGGUGGACUAUUCGUCGCCUAACAUUGCCAAACAAAUGCAUGUGGGGCAUUUGCGGUCCACUAUUAUUGGGGACUGCAUAUCCAACCUGUUUGAAUUUAUCGGACACAAGGUGCACCGAAUCAACCACGUGGGUGACUGGGGCACACAGUUUGGCAUGCUCAUUGCACACUUGAAGGAUGAAUAUCCCGAUUUCGAGACCAAUUCGCCUCCAAUUGCAGAUCUUCAGGCGUUCUAUCAAGGAUCCAAAAAGCGUUUCGACGCCGAUGAGGAGUUUAAAACACGCGCAUGGAACGAAGUAGUGCUACUGCAGAAUGGAGACCCCGUGGUAACCAAGGCCUGGCAGCUCAUCUGUGCCGCGUCCAGGAAAGAGUUCGAUGUCAUCUACAACCGACUAAACAUCGUUGGACUCAGAGAGAUGGGCGAGUCCUUCUACCAGUCCAUGAUGGUUGACGUGAUCAAGCACUUUGAAGAGCGUGGGCUGGUGACAAUUGAGGAUGGGCGUAAGCUGGUUUUCUUAGAGGGCAAGGAGGUGCCUAUCACCAUUGAGAAGAGCAACGGGUCGUACACAUACGACACCUCCGACCUGGCCUGUCUGAAGUACAGACUGGAUACGUUGAAGGCUGACUCCGUGAUCUAUGUGGUAGAUGCGGGUCAAUCGUUGCACUUUGAGUUGGUUUGGGGGGCCGCACGCAAGGCAGAGAUAUACGACGAGACUAAAAAUAGAAUCGAACACGUGGCGUUUGGGUUGGUGCUGGGAGAGGAUAAGAAGAAACUCAAGACACGCUCAGGGGAUACCAUCAAGCUAUCGGAACUACUGGAUGAGGCUGUGGAACUAUCGUCUAAGGUGGUUGAUGACAAACAGGCGACACUUGAAGACGACGCUAAGCUGACAGCACAGGAACGUGAAGAUGCCAUUAACGCCAUCGCGUACGGUGCGGUGAAAUACGCCGAUCUGAAAAGCAACCGAACGGCCGACUAUGUGUUCUCAUUUGAUCGAAUGCUGGACUUCCGCGGAAACACGGCGGUAUACCUGCUGUACGCGUACACUCGCAUCAUGUCGAUUGCGCGUAAGGCCGGAGUGUCUGAGGCUGACAUGGCUGCAGAUACCACACCGAUUGUACUGGAACACCCCAAGGAGAUCAAGCUCGCACUGCAUCUGCUACGAUUCCCUGAGAUAAUUGAGCAGUUUGUAGCGGAGCUUAACCCACACGUGGUGUGCGGCUACAUGUUCCAAGCGUCGCAAUACUUCACCGAAUUUUACGAAAACUGUCGGUGUACCGAGGUGGUUGACAGGAAGGUGGUGUCGUAUAACAUGAGCCGUAUCAAACUCACUCGCGCUGUGGCGGUGGUCUUGGCCAAGUGCUUCGACAUCCUCGGCAUGAAGUACGUGCAGCGUAUGUGAGCGCAAACCAAUGGCUGUUAGGGAAGCUAAGCAUAGCGAACGGGCGUGUGCACGUGUACUGUGUAAUGACGCGGGGGUACGUUGUACUUAGGAUUAGGAACUAAUAAAUAACUCCCAAUGUGCUAUUCAAAGCUCGGCCGUAUCCAUGUGGUCAAAUACUCGCACCUUCAAACCCUGGAGAAGCCGUGACACCAAUAGAUACAGAGAGAGGCUAUGAAACCUGCCGUUCGGUUACUCAACAAUAGAUCGGUAUAUACACGCUACAAUUAUGGUCUUAAUAGAAGUUUAAAGCUCGUACAUUGGAUUGACUAGAAGCGUGUAGCGUGACGGGAGUGUCCUCAAAUAAAUAUAUGAUAGCCAA
Molecule: messenger RNA, 2358 nt
Organism: Sphaeroforma arctica JP610
Lineage: Eukaryota; Ichthyosporea; Ichthyophonida
Product: arginyl-tRNA synthetase
Exons: 14
Coding region: 84-1997 (637 amino acids)
Biological process (GO): arginyl-tRNA aminoacylation
Cellular component (GO): cytoplasm
Molecular function (GO): ATP binding; arginine-tRNA ligase activity
Source: RefSeq, a predicted model, not a curated record